Molecule: messenger RNA, 1284 nt
Organism: Neoarthrinium moseri
Lineage: Eukaryota; Fungi; Ascomycota; Sordariomycetes; Amphisphaeriales; Apiosporaceae
Exons: 3
Coding region: 1-1284 (427 amino acids)
Source: RefSeq, a predicted model, not a curated record
AUGUCUGUGCAACAGGUUCAGAGCAUCGAUAUUUACCACGGCCUGCCAGUCUACGAUGACAGUCUUACAGGCUUGACUGCCAUCAUCACUGGUGCCAACGGAAUAUCUGGUUACCACAUGCUGCAAGUGCUCUCACGGUCUCCGUCCAGAUGGCGCAAGAUAUACUGUUUGAGCAGAAGGCCUCCGUACAUGCCUGGCGGGCUACCAUCCAAUGCUGAGCACGUGGCUCUGGACUUCCUGAAGACGCCAGAGGAGAUUGCUGCAACGCUGAAGGACAAGGGGGUCCAAGCAGACCACAUCUUCUUCUUUGCCUACCUGCAGCCCAGCCCUAAGGCGGGCGGCGGCCUGUGGUCGGACGCGGGGGAGAUGUGCCGAGUGAACUCGCAACUGCUGGACAACUUCAUCGGUGCCCUGAAGAUGGCGUCAAUCAAGCCCAAACGGUUCAUGCUGCAGACUGGAGCAAAGAACUAUGGCGUGCACCUGGGCGCUACUAAGGUCCCCCAAGAGGAGUCUGAUCCGAGGGUAGAGAUUGAACCCAAUUUUUACUACCCUCAAGAGGAUUCGCUGUUCAAAUAUUGCCGCGAGGAGGGGGUUGGAUGGAAUGUACACAUGCCCGGUGCGAUCCUAGGGGCCGUCCCCGACGCUGCGAUGAACAUGGCAUUCCCGCUCGCUGUCUAUGCGUCUGUCUGUGCCGAGCUCAAGCAGCCCUUGGAAUGGCCCUCGGGCGUCGAGGCGUGGCAGAUGCAUUCUUCCAUGAGCAGUGCAAUGCUGAAUGCCUUCAUGGAGGAGUGGGCAGUAUUGACGCCAGCCGCCGAAAACCAGCGGUUCAAUACCUCGGAUGACAGUUUGUUCACGUGGGAAGGCUUCUGGCCCCGCUUGGCUGGCUGGUACGGUGUUGACUGGAAAGGGCCUGACCCGGAGGCUACCUAUGUCGAGAGGCAGGUGCCUCACAAUCCGAGAGGCUAUGGGUCGAAUGCCACAGUCAGGCAGAAGUUCAGUCUCACGGAAUGGGCCAAGGGCCCCGAAGUCCAAGAAGCAUGGGGAAAGAUCGCGGACCGUCAUGACCUGGCCUGCCGGGAACUGAAAGACGUCGACCGAGUGUUCGCCUUCCUCGAUGGGUCGACAACUCGGGCCGGCCCACUGUUGCUCAGUAUGGACAAGAGCAGAAAGUUGGGAUGGCACGGGUUUGUGGACACGUCCGAGUCGUUGCUCUCCGUGUUCGACAACUUCGCGCGGAUCAAAAUGAUACCUCCGGUGCCCAAGGUCAAGGUAGCGUUUAACUAA